AGGGAGUCUGGUUUGCUGGUCGAGGCAGAAUCUGUCCAGCACACUGGGAAUGACAGGACAGCACCAAGCCACCGUUAACUGAGCACACAUAAAAGUAGUCAUCUAACCAGCGACCGUACUUAGUAAGUAGCUAACUACGAAAACCGAAAUGACAAUGUGGCGUCAGUUUAAUUAAGGUAGAGUUAACAGAGUAAUAGUUUUGGAUUGUGUUGGCACGAACAGUUAAAGCUAACUUUACGUUAGCAGCCUACCAUUAGCCUGCUAAUGUUAAAUCGAAGAAAGUUAAGCUAUCCAACUAGCUAACGCAUAACCUGUUUGAUGUGUCCCGGUAGUUGUAGCCUAACGCCGGUGUUGGUUAGUCUUUACAAAUUUAACUCACUUGGAGAAAUCAUGGCGUCGAUGCAGUUUGAUUCGACAACAUAUGCGGAGGAGCAGAUUUGACUCAGGGCUGUCAACAAGCUCGCUGACGUUAGCUAACCUGGCUAGCCUGCUAGCUCUCUUGCUACCAUGGCCAAAAUAGAGAACGGCCGUCAAUCGGCGGACACCAGGAGUAUCAGGACCAUCAGCAGCAGUCACAUUGACGAUGAAAGCUCUUUGGGAUCCGACUCGGAGAUCAACGGCUUCACCAGCGACAGACAGACCGAUAAAUAUGGAUUUAUUGGCGGGGCGCAGCAGUACUCGGAGGAGUCAGCUCAGGAUGUGCCUCCAGAGGUGCUCAGGCAAAGGGAGGUGAAGUGGCUGGACAUGCUCAGCCACUGGGACAAGUGGAUGAUCAAGAGAUUUAAUAAGGUGAGGCUGCGAUGCCAGAAAGGAAUUCCUCCUGCCCUCCGAGGCCGCGCAUGGCUCUACCUGUCAGGGGGGAAGGUGAAGAAAGAGCAGAACCAAGGAAAGUUUCAGGAGCUGGAUAGCCAGCCAGGGGACCCCAAAUGGGUUGAUGUGAUUGAGAAAGACCUUCAUCGACAGUUUCCCUUUCAUGAGAUGUUUGUGUCACGGGGAGGACACGGGCAGCAGGACCUGUUCCGUGUUCUUAAGGCCUACACUCUCUACAGACCAGAGGAGGGAUACUGCCAGGCCCAGGCUCCCAUUGCUGCUGUGCUGCUUAUGCACAUGCCUGCUGAGGAUGCUUUCUGGGGACUGGUCCAAAUCUGUGAGAAGUAUCUUCCUGGCUACUACAGUCCUGGCCUGGAAGCUAUACAGUUAGAUGGAGAGAUUCUGUUCGCUCUGCUGCGACGUGUCUCCCCGCUGGCCUUCCGGCAUCUGGAGAAACACAAGAUUGACCCCAUCCUCUACAUGACUGAGUGGUUUAUGUGUGCCUUCUCCAGAACCCUGCCCUGGGCGUCAGUGCUGCGUGUCUGGGACAUGUUCCUCUGUGACGGAGUGAAGAUAAUCUUUCGUGUGGGAUUGGUGCUUCUCAAGUGCAUGCUGGGGACUCGGGAGAAGCUGAAGGCCUGCCAGGGUCAGUAUGAGACCAUGGAGCUGCUCAGGGCCGUAGAACCUCGAUACAUGCAGGAAGGCUUCCUUGUCCGAGAGAUCCUUGAGGUGCCGGUGACGGCACGAGACGUGGAAAGAGUGCAUCACAGCCAGCUCAAGCGCUGGAAGAAGAACCGUGGAGAGCUGAAUUUCAAGCCGCCUCCGAGGAUGCACGGCGCUCAACUCAUCAUGCUGGCCGAGCCGCCCAGACGCCAGGACCUGCAGCAGAACCCCACUAUUGUGCUCGAGGCGUCUCAGCCUGCCUCGCAGCUGAAGAAGGGCAAGGAGGAGAAGAAGAGCAUGAAGAAGAAGAGCAUGAAGAAAUCGCAGCCCGUCGAGGAGAUCCCUAACCCUUACCCUCUUCCUAAUGACCCUCCACCCUCAGAUCCACCUGCCCCACCUCCAGACAGCACCAGCUCAACACAGGAGCCUGAACCACAAACUGAAACAGACUCACCUCACCAGCAGAAAGAGCCUCCUACAGACCUUCCGCCUGCCAAAGAAUCUGCUCUUAAGCGAUCCACACAAAGCCUUAGCAGCACAGAGCAGGACACAUACCUGUAGCUCUAUAGCAGUCAGUGUGUGUUUGUGUGUGUGUGUGUGAGUGUGUGGACAAAGCACCAGCACCUCCAGUCAGCAACCAGCCAGCCUUGCCAAAGUCUCCGACUGGCCAGCAUCACUAUUGUUGUUGUAUUGGACUGUUUUGUAUUCAUUUAGACACCAUUUUGCCUACGAUAUUAUUAGCAUACACUAGAGCAUCAUUGCUGAGUGUAAAACCGUUUCGUUGCUUUUGCCAUUUGUCAACACAAAGCUGGUGUUGCCUCCUCUAAAUGCUCUUAUUCAGACCAUAAGUCUUAGUAUUCUGUUCACAAGGGAGACAAGUUACUGAGUUUUUGGGAGCAAAGUGUUUUCUUCAGAAGGUUUAAAUGGGACUUAAAGAAUAAUGAGGUGCCAUGGCUUAUGCAGUUUUAUAUAUGUUUUCACCCAUAUUCAACACUAUUGAGUUUAUCAGUUAUACUGCGCAGGAAAGGAUGUAAACUCCUGAUCUAAACUUGAUGCGGCUCUACUUCUUGAGCCAUUAUAGUUCAUUAUAGGUUUUCGUGCACUAGAGGGCAACCUCGCACAAAUUCCAGCUGUAACUCCGAUGGCAUUCCUGUUAAUACGUCUGACCACAGCAAGGAGGGGAUUCACUAAGUUUGGGAGGCAUUAUUCUAAGAUUGAGCUUACGUUUUUCUAUUCAGGAAAUAGUUGCAUCAUAUUUUAUAAUCUUAAUUUUGAAUCAUCUUCUUGAAUUGAUGGAAUUAAGCCGCCCUGCAUUGUGUUCAAAUCUUUUUCUACAAGCACUAUUUAUUUAAAGAUCAGUUUGAACCUGGAUUUGUUGUUUGUGCACAAGUGGUCACUCAUAUUGAUCUGGUUCAACUCUGUAUAAACUCCGCUUCUCAUUGUGCCAGGCACUUCCAGCCACUUUAGAGCAGCAGUAGUUCUGUUACUUGGGCGGCAGAGAGGAGCACACUGGACAUUCCUCACUGUAUGACACAUUCCUGCCUUCUUAAAAGCUAAUUACUUUAAAAAUUCUGCCUUGCCAAAUGCAAAUCUGCAUAAUAUUCAUAUUUGUGCAUGCACUUCCUGUCAACUCUUGGACAGUGAGUGAUUGCUAAUCAUCUAAUGGUGCUGAUCUUCCUUUUGGCAGUGCUUGAAGUCCAGUUGGAGCCAAUAAGACGCUGGGUCUGUUUUCUUUUAUAUAUAUGUUGAUAUUUUGCUAGAGCAUCCAAAGCAAUUUAAGACUGUUCUGAGAUAAUCUACGACCGCUACCUGUGACAAGACUUAUUCUAUGUAUACGGUCAAGACAGAUCAUGGGAUUUCAAGAUUUCCUGGGAUAUUUGUAGCAUUUUUUCUUACCAGAGCCCGCCUCAUUUCUUUGGGAAACAUGGAGAGUUGCAGGGGGUUGAGGCAUUUUCUAUAAAAUACGACAAUCUAUUUUCAAACUUUCACCACAAUGGUAAAGGGAGUUUUGACAACAUAUAUGCACACGUAUGAAACGUGUUUGUGUGUAUAAUUUACAGAAACAAAUCUGUGCUAAAAAUGCAUGUGUAGGUCCAUCAUAUACAGCACUGGGGUUUAAAGGAUAACAUUUCACAAGCACUCACUCGCCCGUAUGCAAUUGUUUUUUAGUUGCUUGCAUUACGCACCUCACGUUUCACUUAUGUUCUAUUUUAAUUUAAUGCUUUUUGUGUAGAUAUGACAUGUAAAAAUAACAAUCUGUUUUGUAAUGAAAUUUAUUUUUCAGUGUAUAACGGUAUAUUUAAUGGAGCAGUUACAGAAACUGCAGAGGAGACAUUUCUAAAUCACUUGCAGUUUAGAGCAGCAUAUUUUAGAUCAACAUUUGUAACACUAGAAAAAAAGUUUGCUAAUUUGGAAUUUGGAGAUAACUUUUGCCACUAAAAAUGUUUGUUCUUGCUCUAAAGACGGAUUGGUAUUAUUUUACCUUGUUCACAAGAGUUACAAAAGAGAUGUUUGACAACCAUGGGGCAUGAGUUUUAAUGUUACAAAAAACAAAUUGUUUAAAGCUAACUUAAAACAUUUCUGUUGUGUGUUUGCCGUCAGCUUGUAGUAAUCAUGUUGGUAUUUUGACCUGUUUGGAUGCAAUGUCUUGUUUUCCCCAGCAGAUGGAGCACCAGAGUGAUCACUUAGAAUUGACAGUGUUUUCUAUUGUGGUGGAAAAACAAAUGUCCUUGUGGGCCCCUAGAUGUCUUCAUUACUGUAUAAUUGUAAGAAUAUUGCACCAGAUGUACCAUGACCCAACAGUUACAUUAACUGCCUUUUUUUGUUACAUUCUAAAACAUGCCAUACCUGAGAGUGAUGUGACAACUCUAUACUUACGAAUAAAAUUCUACAAAUACAUAUAA
Amphiprion ocellaris (clown anemonefish) is the source of this 4376-nucleotide messenger RNA. RefSeq names its product TBC1 domain family member 10A-like. Bases 508 to 2034 code for a protein of 508 amino acids. The record is from RefSeq and is a predicted model, not a curated record. The transcript has 9 exons. NCBI's taxonomy places the organism in Eukaryota, Metazoa, Chordata, Actinopteri, Pomacentridae.